Molecule: messenger RNA, 2469 nt
Organism: Suillus plorans
Lineage: Eukaryota; Fungi; Basidiomycota; Agaricomycetes; Boletales; Suillaceae
Exons: 16
Coding region: 1-2469 (822 amino acids)
Source: RefSeq, a predicted model, not a curated record
AUGCAACGCCUGUGUGAUGAAGUCAUCGAAUUGAUCUUCUACGAGCUCGACGACCCGACCGCUUUAACGCUCACUUCCAAACACUUUCACAAUGUGUCCCAAGACCCCUACGUUCGAGCCCACUACUUUCUCAACCGCUAUGGUCGCAUGGAUGCUAUGUUUUGGGCUUUAGGAAGAGGGAAGAUCAUGUCCGACAAAGUCAUCGACAUCCUAAUCAGUAGUGGCGCAUAUGUAUCCAGAUAUCUUGUCCAAGUCGCCAUACACCAUUAUUUUAGGUCUGCAAAUCAUUUCAUAAAGACCGCAUGGGUUCGCAACAUGUCGAUUCCCGUUUUCGCUCAUUUCAUGAAGGUCGCUUGCGGGUUGUUCGAUGAAGUACCAUUGGGAAAGAAUGAGGAUGACGGUUAUUUCUUCGCUGUAUUUUUAAAGGAGAGUAGGCUUCCACCAGAUAUGAAGAGUACAAAGUGGGAGACGGUGCGAGAUAUUUUUGGCAAGUAUAAGUUUAUCCCGUUCAGCAUGAAGGACCCCCUUAUGGUGCAGUUACCGAUCGCUCUCGCUAUCGAGCCAAGAUUGCUUCCCUAUGCUGAAGCCAAUGGAUUCCACAUGGACACCAAGUACCGCGACUUCGUCUUCCGUAAGAUGUUUGAGAAGAUGGCGCUCAACAACGGUGAGCGGUCCGAUGACAUUCUCAGGAAUGUGCGCGAGCUGCGGCGUCUUGAUGCUAGGAUGUUCCUGAGUCGCACAGUAGCAGCUGAAAUCUGCAUGGAAUCAAAGAGCAAUGAGUCGGCUUACCGUGCACUCAAGAUCCUCGAUCGUACCAAGGAACUCCUAUUCGAUCUCUCCGCCGUCGUCGCUGAGUUGAUCAAGCUAUUUGUCAACACUCGUUCUAUCACUUCCGCCUAUACCAUCAACGUUCUCAGACAUCUAUACGCCGAUUUUCCUAGUACAGAUCCAACAGUCCGCAUUGUCAUGCUCCUCACAGCAUGUUUGUCGGAUAAUGUCCUGGUCCAGCCAAACCCCUCAGGUACACUGAAGAGCAAAUUAGAACCCCUGGGUCUACUCCCAUUGACGAGGAAGGAUAUUGUGGACAUCUUAACCAAUCCAUUUGUUGAGAAACAUUCAGCUCUUGUUGACUUCGCGAAGGACGAGAUGAAUCUCAGUUCGAGUGAUAUCAAAGACAUCCUUCAAGAAGUUGCUGUGAAGUGCCUUAAGAUUGGCAGUAAGGGGAAGACGCUCAAGAAACUCGUUGACUGCCAUCCAUAUCUUCAUGCGGUAUUGCAAGAAAAUGCGGUUCAGUGUUAUGCGAUAAAUUUGGACGAUCUUCCUUCGUAUGACGAUGAAGAGGCAUGCGCUACAUACGAAGCCCCACUAUGUAGAGAUUUCAACACCAGCUCGAAAGCCACACGGAAUAGCUCUGUGGCUGCUGGCCUUCAUUCGGCAGAGCCGAACGCUUCGGGAGACGCAAUUGCUACAGAUGGUCGCGAGAUGGACGAGGAUGAAAGUGGGAAUGAAGGACCUGUUCAAGCUGAAAGCGGGAACACGUCAGAAUUGGGGAUCAUCGGUCAAGAUACAUUGUCCUCUAUGAUUCGACAGGACGAAAUGGCUCCCACACGUUCUCGCAGGCGGUCUUUCUAUUUCAGCUACUUUGGAUCUGACACCACCGGAAAGCUCGGGUACCCAACAGACUUCAUUCCAGUUGGUCGAUGGGUCAAAGAACGAUAUCCGGUCCGAAGUGCGAUGGCUGCUACGUUCCUGACACACGCCGUGAUCAAUAACAACACUACGCAUUUCAGGCUACUUGCACGCCUCGGAAAAGCACCGAACUGGUGUCUUUACCACGAGAUUGAGAACGGCGCCGAAUUUUACUUUUCUGAAGAAGACUAUCUUUCGAAGCAACCACCAGCGACGGAACCGAAGCGGUGUAGCAAAGUGAAAGUGAAGUCGAAGGAGACUAGCCCCACCAUCCCUCGUUUAUCUACCCAGGCCGGUCCGUCGAAGGUUCAAGUUUCUCCACGCGCCACUAAACGGAGACCGCGGCGCUCUGCGGCCGCUGUCAUGUCUUAUGUCAUCCCAGAUUCUGAUGAUGAAGCUAUCGUUGAGGAUGAUGACGAAAAUGCUGUUGUCGUCCUCAUGACAAUGCAGGCAAAGAAGCGAAAGGUAGAGUCGAAUCUACAACGGUGGGUCAAGCAUCUGUCAGUGUUGCUGGCCGAGGAACAGAAAAAGUACAAGGAAAAACGCAAGCGUCUUGAGAAGAGUGCGCCUUCCGAGGGAAGACGUCGCGUUGCAAAGAGCGAGUUUCAUAAAUCAUUGAUGGUCAAUCUUCGCUCUCUACGAAAACUGGACCUAGAUAAGCGGAAACAACUUUAUGGCCCAGACGCAGCGGAAGAUGAUUACUUCACCGAAGAUGAUGGUGAUGAUGAAUAUCGGGAACGGACAACACGCGCUAACAAGAGGCGCCGUGUGACCACGUAG